AAUUUACAUGGUAAUUCUUGUUUUUCCCAAGUUUUUUCGUCGUAGGCUGGAUUUUUUUAAAGAUUAAUGUUAUAAUCAUUUGAUCGUCGUGUACCAGUAGGAAAUUUUACCGGAAAUUCAAUGAUCCUCAGACAAAUCGUGUAAAAUUCUGCGUCUGAAGCAGGGAUAAUAUCUCUUGAUUUUUGAUAUGGUGCCGAGAUGUGCAUUUGAAGCAUGGGUUACUCAGUCAGAUAAUUGGAAGUGAAUUUGGAUGGUGAUCUGUUUUGCCCCCAACCACACCUUUUAAAGUUUUACAGUUAGAUCACAACUUCAAACAGCCAUAAUGUCCUCUUCAACAACUAGGCAUCUCCCACUUCUAUUCAUAUCUAAAUCUGUUUCAAAAAGUCUGCUUUCAAAUUCAAGUAAUUUUGGAAGGCAGCAUAAAUCUCCCAAUAUUUUCAUAACAGCAGCAAGCCGGUAUGAUCGAACAUUUUCAACAUGCGGACGCCCUCUGCAGUCUUACUCUCCAGAUAAAUUGCCAGAAACAACCGUGAGGAGUAAGCGUAUCCCAAUCCCAACUUUCAGAAAAGCAGAGGCAUAUCUAGAUAACAUAGCACUGCAAGAUCAUCAUGGCGAUUACUCUUAUCGAGGUUUAUUUGAGAGUAGCGCAUCAUUUUCAAAAAUUCUAAUGAAUGAACUAGGUGGCAAAAUGCAGGAACGAGUCGCAUUUUUGUGUCCCAAUAGUGCCAGUUAUAUCAUCACUCAGUGGGCUUGCAGCAUGUCUGGACAGAUUGCUGUUCCCUUGUGUCCAUCACAUCCUCCUACAAUGUUAGAAUAUUUUGUCACUGACAGUGAUGCAAAAGUUCUAGUCACUACCAAAGAAUUUUUGAAUGUACUGGAGGACCUUGCAAAGAAAACCGGACGAAAAUUACUUCUGUUUGACGAGAGUCUUUCCGAUGCUGCCAUGGUCAAACUAGAGAAGAAAGUAUCAUCAAGUGCUGAAAAAACUGAACAGGAUUCAAAAUCUGAUGCCCAAGACACCAACGUUAAGCCGCUUGUGGAUGGAGGUCUUGAACCAGAACUUUACAGUUGCUUGGACGCUUUAAUCAUCUACACAUCUGGCUCCACUGGCUCUCCAAAAGGUGUUGUGUACAACUACACCAAUUUGGAGGCUCAAAUUUCUUCAUUGGUGAAAGCAUGGGCCUGGACAAAUAAAGAUGCCAUCCUCCAUACUUUACCAUUACAUCACAUUCAUGGUGUCGUUAAUGCUCUCGCCUGUCCUCUCCAUGUUGGAGCCAGAUGUGUCAUGAGACCUAAUUUUGAUCCAGCAGAAGUUUGGCACUAUUUGUUAGCUCUAAAGCAAACUCCUGAAGAAAGAGUCAACAUAUUCAUGGGCGUUCCUACAAUGUAUGUGAAAUUAAUUGAAGAGUACGAUAAAGCAUUGAGUAAGACUGAAAAAAUGGUUGAGUAUGUCAAAAGCCAUUGUGAAAAAAACAUAAGACUGAUGGUUAGUGGCUCUGCUCCGUUACCAAGUCCCAUCUUCUCUCAGUGGGAAAAAAUUACGGGUCAUAGAUUAUUGGAACGUUAUGGAAUGACUGAAACUGGCAUGGUCUUGUCAAAUCCAUUAAAUGGAGAUAGAAUUCCAGGCUCUGUAGGACAGCCCUUGCCAGGAGUUGCAGUCCGAAUCGUUUCUGAAGAGAAUGAGAAACCAGGGUCUGUAAUAAUGGAAGCUACCGAAUCGACUUGCAAUAUUUUAUCAAAAACAGAGGAAAUAAAGGGAACCUUAGAAGUCAAAGGUGACGCAGUAUUUCAGCAAUACUGGAGGAAGCCAGAAGCAACUAAGCGAGAGUUCACACAGGACGGCUGGUUCAAAACUGGUGAUGUAGCAUGUUACGAAGACAAUACUUUCAAACUCUUAGGCCGGAAGUCAGUGGAUGUUAUCAAGACUGGUGGUUACAAAGUCAGUGCCUUAAAUGUUGAAACUGCCCUUCUCGCUCAUCCAGAUAUAGUUGAUGUCAGCGUUGUCGGUCUCCCUGACACUACCUGGGGACAAAAGAUUGCUGCGUUGAUUGUAGUGAAGUCUGGGCAAGAAAUCACUCUUCCAAACCUCCGAACCUGGGCCAAAGAAAGAAUACCACCUUAUGCUGUUCCAACAGUAAUGAAAGUAAUGGAUAAAAUACCUCGUAAUGCAAUGGGUAAAACGAACAAAAAACAGAUAGUACAAGAAUUAUUUCCAGAACACAAAGGGAACUAGUUAGUCUCUACUUUUAAAUGUGCUGAAAUAUAUUUCAGUAAAGAAAAAACAAGAAUAGAAGCUUCAGAAAGAAAGGAGUAUGUUUGUUUCUCAUUUUGCUUCUGUGAUAAUUGGAAUAUCUUUUUCCUUUUUAUUCUUGACAUUUUCAGAACUGCCGACCCUCCAAUAUUGAUUCAUGUACCUUUUUUUUUUAUUUCUCAAAGAUUAAGUCUCCUUUAAAUUUGUUAAGCAUCACUCUGAAUUGAAUCUCAAUAUUUACCAAAAAUGAUUCCUCUUGUGAAAUCAUAUUUGAUCUGUCUUCUCAAUUUCCUAACAUGAUUUUUCCUAAUUGGCCAAAAAAUGCAAUUUUAAAAAUUUUUGUUUGUGAGCUCUGUAUGGUAAAUUAUUAGUUUUCAAACCCCAAGUUCCUAUAUUCCAAUAUUAUUUAGACAUCUCUUAUAAUUUUAAAGGUUCACAGAAUAGUCUUGUUAGUUGCGUAAUUAGAGAAAAUGAAAUGACUGUAAUGGUUGUUUGAAAAAUUGUCCAUUACUGUCAUUUGAGGAGUGCAGAGAAAGAAGAGGUAAGUCACCUUAGGUACGUUUCAAAUCUUGGAAGCUCUGAAUUUUUCAAUAAAUAUUGUAACAUAAAUUUCCUUAAAAUUUUUUACCGCAAAAUUCUCCUCUGGUUUGAAUGGCUCUGUUGAACAUAUGAAGUAAAGCGAAGUGAACUGACUUUUCAUGAGUCAAAUCACACACAAAUAUUGAUGAGCACAUGAAGAAAGUCUGCAAUACACCUUAGGCUUGCAAUGUGAGCCAAAGAAUUAAGGAGCAUUGGCACAAAUGAGUGGAUUUUAGACUAUCAUUUCUCAUCAUGAGAUUUUUGUGCGAUUUUACUUGCAGAAUGUCUAUUCAUUUGGCUAUCUCUUACCUUCAACAGUUCAGUUGACGAAGAGAAAAAUCCCUCACAAUUUGAACCUCUGUUCUUGGAUCCAGAAAAAUUAUUCAAGAUUCACACAAUUUUGACAAUGAUUGUACCUCCUUCUUUCCUCAUACUCACCACCGUUUUGUGUACUCUUAUUCAUUUUUUACCUCCUGGUAACUAGAGUCUCAGUUUGAUGUCCUCUCUUUAAGUUUCACAAGCAGAACCGAGUUUGAGAGGAAGAGGGAUAGCCAAAAUACCUGCUUAAUAUGAAAAAUUGGUUACAUUACCUGUCUUUUGAGUUUCAUCAGUUUACGCUUGAUGGCAGUGUUGUAAAUUGUAUGUGUAUCGAACUAUGGAAGGUGAAACUGCAGAAAAGCGCAACUCGGUUGCGGCAUUGCAAAGUUACCGCGCCUGUUUUAUUUUUAAGGAGACCAAACCAAUAUCAUGACUUGAAAUUUUCAAAGAAUAUCCUUCACAUUGAAAAGGAAAAUCACCGAAUUUUUCAAGAAAUAUCGUUUGGGUAUUCGUUUUUAAUACAGAAAAUAGAGGAUGACUGAAAAUUUACAAUGCCCCAGACCAAGAUAUCCAUUUCUGCAGUUUCACUAUCGAUAUUUUCAGACUCCAACUAAGGAAAAUACUAGAACAUGCAUAAUGAUUAGAUCUAUAAAAUUAUUUUUCGUUUUUGUUUCUUACAUAUCUGCAAAGAGAAUUUUUUGAUUUUGAAUAAAAAUCUGCUUUAUAACCUA
Molecule: messenger RNA, 3879 nt
Organism: Bemisia tabaci
Lineage: Eukaryota; Metazoa; Arthropoda; Insecta; Hemiptera; Aleyrodidae
Gene: Acsf3
Product: Acyl-CoA synthetase family member 3
Biological process (GO): fatty acid metabolic process
Molecular function (GO): medium-chain fatty acid-CoA ligase activity
Source: RefSeq, a predicted model, not a curated record